Messenger RNA from Prorocentrum cordatum, 6606 nucleotides. The record is from the annotation of a GenBank genome assembly. Lineage: Eukaryota; Dinophyceae; Prorocentrales; Prorocentraceae.
AUGGGCGCGGGCUUGGCGAAGUGCUGCCCGGAUGCGACGGACCUCAGCCACGCGACGUACAGGAACUUUCGACGGAGAGCGACGGUGUUCCAGAGGUUGUGCGCGCGCCGAGGCGCGCCAGUGGUGAGUGAGGGCGCCUACUUGCUCCUGCAGAGCCUGCAGGGCGACGCAUGGGACGCCUGUGAUGAGAUAAGUUUCGAGAGGAUGGACACCGCAGAGGCAUUCGACGAGAUUUUUGAGAAGUUGGACGUGCUGUACAGGUACACGCAGGAGGUCGAGUUGCCGGGAAGAUGCGACGGAUUUUUCGGAGAGUUCGCGCGGCAGCCGAAGGAGACGCUCAACGCGUACGUGCUCAGGCAUGGCAAGGAGCUGACGAAGCUGCGCAAAGCGGGACUUGAGCUGCCAGAUCUACUGGCAGGAUGGCAUAUGAUGACGCGAGCGGCGAUUCCCCAGUGGCAAGUACCCAACCUCAAGGCGCUGUGCAACAACAGGUUGACGGUGCAGGUGGUCACGGAGAGCCUGAAGACGAUGUUCGGAGGCGACAGCGUGGCGCACAAGAAGGACAUCGAUCGCGUGAGACGUACUUAUCACGGACGAGGCAGUCGAGAAGAAGGCUACUGGAUGGAAGAUUACUAUGAAGAAGACGAUGAUGCUUACUAUGAGGACGAGUACGACCCGCAUGAAGAGUAUCAAGAAGAUGACGAAUGGUACGAGGAUGACGAGGAAGUGCCGGAGGAUCUCGAGAACGCCUACGAGGCUACCGAGGAGGCCUACGCAGCGUAUGCGGAGGCUCGAGCUAAGAUGAACGAGUUGGCAAAAUCCCGAGGAUUCUGCCCCGUGGUGGCGCUGAUCGACGAGAAGCGUGGGCUACCCCCUCCAAGAGUUGGAAAUGCCAGGCCGCCAAAAGGAAGAGGACGCAGCAGCAGCGGCAAAGCGAGAGGCGCGCAGAAGGGCAAGCAGAAAGGACGAUACGGUGGACGAGCACCCUUCGGCGGUGGCAAGGGUGGCAAGCAUUUCGACGGCAGCCCGAAGACGACGCAUACUGGAUCUACGCAGCAACACGGACCAAGGUUCAAGCGGCGACGAGAUGGAGCACCCGCCAAGCACGACGAGGACGCGAAGAUGCUGUACGAGAUCGGCACGGACAACAAGUUGACUGAGAUUGUGCCCAGUAUGGAGACGGCGCACGGAUUACAACUCGAAGAAGUGAAUUUGGCUACGGGCAAAGGAGUUGGCGACAGUGGAGCUACGAAGCCAGUCAUGGGACUCGACGAGUGGCCGAAGUGGCGCAAGAAGUUGACGGACAUGGGCAUGGCCGACCAGAUCACGACGGAGCGGUGCCAGAAGACAUUCCGGUUCGGCAACGAUGCUACGGCGACGGCAAAGCAGAUGGUUACGUUCCCAGUCUGGGUUCGCAAGACGAGGCGCGAGAUCACGGUUUACCUGGUGCCGGGCAAAGUUUCUCUUUUGGUGGCUCGGCCGUGUCUCGAAGAAUGGGGCAUCGUGGUGGACUACCGCAACAAGAAGGCGAUGUACCUGGACGAAGUACCGCAGACGUGGAGCGACAUCGAGACAAACGAGAAGGGCCACAUGAUCCUGGACCUCUUGAGUUUCCCAGAGGACGCGCUGGAGAUCAAAGAGGAGUCUAGCUCGACGGACGCCGACACGGACGGAGAUCACGAGGUCAAGAGCGAAGAGGAAAUAUAUUUCUACGUGACCAGCACCCAUGGCGAGGAGAAGGAGGACGCGGAGACGACGAACUUCGACGCCGAGCAGCUGAAGGACUGGUUUACGAAGGUUAACAGGACGCUCGACGAGAAACCCAAAGUUAAACGCAAGUUCUGGGAUAUUUUUGUCAAUGAGGGACGUAUUUCACAGUAUGUCGAGCAGCAUGGCGACUUCAAGACGGACAAGUAUACGUUGGACACUGGCUGGGAUUUCACGAGGAAGUCACAUCGCGAAGCGUUCUUUGAUAAAUUACGACGUGAAAGGCCAGGGGAAGUUUGGAUUUCACCGCCAUGUACGCUGUGGUCUUCGAUCAACACGCUGAACGACGCGAGUAAGGACAACAGAUAUCGGCAGCAACGCAGACGAGAGCGAGAGAAGCAGAAGAAAGAGUUUCUGAAGUUCAGCCGGGACAUCUACGACGAGCAGCAGAAGAACGAGAGGAACGCGCAUUUGGAGCAUCCCAGGUACGCGACGUCGUGGAGCGAGGACGUCUGGCAGGACAUGGAAGGAUACGACACGUUCGUGGACCAGUGCGCGCACGGGCUGAAGGCGCUGGACCGCGACGGGCGCAGGAUCGGUCCGAUCAAGAAGCCCACGAACGUGCGGACGACCAAGUACAAGAUGCACGAGGGACUCUGGAGGCGUUGCAGCUGUAAGGAGAAACACGUUAUGCUGGAAGGAGCUCGCAACAUGCGCGGAGUGGAGAACUACCCGAGGAGUAUGGCGUUUCAGGCGGCAAUCUGCAUCGUGGACGACCCGCAGAACGAGUCAAGCUACGCCGUGGAGGAGAUGACGCAAGAGGAGUUUGACAAGAUCGAGUACAAAGAAGUUUGGAAUAAUUUACUUGAGAAGUUCACGCUCGACGAGGUCAAGUGGGUUGAGAAGGUGCAUGUGCAGAUGGGUCACCCAUCGAGCGAAGCGUUGGCGGCAGCACUCAAGGAGAUGAACGCGGAUGAUCGUUUGGUGAGCUGCGCGCGGAUUUAUAUUUGUGAGAUAUGCUUGAAACGACAGAGGCCUAAACCAGUACGGAUCGCCAGGAUUCCAAAAGAUAGAGGUUUCAACGACACGAUCGACAUAGACACUUUUCACGUGAAGUGGAACGACAAGCACAAGCUGAUUUUUACGAUUAUGGACGAGAGCUCGCGAUACGAGGUCGACACGGUGGUGCCAGACGAAAAAGCGAAGACCGAGAUAAAGGCGAUCGAGAAAAACUGGAUCAAUUGGGCUGGUGUGCCAGUGCGUAUUCGGGCUGAUCAAAGUGGUGCGCAUGUGAGUGAGGAAUUUUCGGAGUGGUGCGACAUGCGGCAGAUAAAAUUGCAGCUCAUACCGAGAGACGCUCAUCAUCGACUCGGGAUCCUUGAAAGGAAUCACCAAGUACGACGAGAGCAGAUUGCCAAGUAUCACGAGGACCGACCGGACGACAGCCUGAAGGUUACGGUGCGAGUGACGUGCGACAUGAGGGAUCGGCUACGUAACGUUCGAGGGUUUACUCCAGCGCAGCGUGCGCUAGGACGGCAGCCCAGAGAUCUGGGCCACAUGGCGGACGAGCCGACGACGAUGGGCGAUCUUGGAGAGCACGACGAGGGAUUCUACCAGAACCUGGGUCGCAGGCGAGACGCGGCCAAGGCCUACUUCGCGGCGAAUAUGUCGAGGGCAGUGCGAGAGGCUUUAGCGGCUCGCAACAGACCCUUAGCGAAGGAGUUCCAGAUCGGCGAGUACGUCUACUUCUGGAGGCGCGACAAGGGCGAGAGCGACUUGAUCAAGAGUUAUUGGAAGGGGCCGGCGAUGGCGACGCAGGUCGAGUACACGGACGACCCCGACAAGCUGAGGCAGUCAGUCAUCUGGUGCGUGCAUAACAACACGCUGCUCAGGACGACGCCCGAGUUGCUGAGGCCAGAGCUACCAGAGGAGCGGCGACAACGCGAGGAGGCAGAUGAUGAUUUCGGUCUACCCUUGUCGACGGCGGAGAGAUUGCUCAAGAAGUUGAAGAGCACGACCGGCUCCAUCAAGUACAAGGAUUGCGUUGGCGACGCGCUCGGGGACCCAGAGGACCACGUAGACGACGGACGGCCCGAGGACAUGGACAUGGACGCUGCAGGCGUGGACACUGAUGGCAAGGUGGAGGAGCCAGUCGAGGAGCGUGCUCAUCAUGACGAAAGGACGAGGAGCAGCGAAGAAGCCGAGCCAGCCGAGCGCGAGGUGAAGGAGGAGCAGCCGCAGUCAGCGGCGGCCGAGUCUCGACCCGAAACCGAUCCACCGGGAGCCGAUGGCGGGCGAGAACCUCAUCUCGAGGCACCAAGCCAAGAGAAAGAAGAGGACGCUAAACCGGCGGCCAUAGUGGAGAAGCGGAAGGUGGACGACAGGGACGAGUUACUGGAGAGCAUUAAUGCGGCAAGACGGCUCGACGGGCUCAAACCGUUGGCUAAGAGACCAAGGAUGACACCGAUGGAGACAGAGACCAUCAAGACGGACACAGGCGACGACGAGCUGCUACUGCUGUACGAGGACGAGGAUAUGAUCUACCUCACGAACGCGGCGAAGCGCGACGCUGUGGUGGAGGCCAGGCUCACGCCGGACGAGAAGGUGCAGUUCGACGAGGCCAAGACCAAGGCAUUGCUACCCUGGAUCGAGAACCAGGCGUGGCAGGCGGUGAACGAGGCGACGGCGGGAGCUGGCGAAGUGUGUCCGAUGAGGUUUCUGUUGAAGUGGAAGAUGAAGGACGGAGUUCGAGAGGCAAAUGCGCGAGUGAUUCUUCAAGGACUUCACUUGGAGGAGGUGACGAGCACUAACGUGGAGGAGGCAAGCCCUACUCUGACGAGGCUCGCGAGGUACCUCAUCCUGCUCAUCCUGUGCCAGCAGUCGUGGAAGAUGGUGGCAGCUGACGUGAAGAGCGCAUUCCUCCAGGCCAAAGACAUUCGUGAGCAGGGAGUGCGCAUUUUCAGCAGACCGACGAAGGACAUCCGAAGGAGGUUGGCGAAGAUGAUGGGCCUAAAGGACGACGAGAUAUUGCAGAUGCUGAAGCCAGCUUUCGGGGAUGUUCGCGCUCCCAGGCAGUGGAAUCAGACGAUCACGGAGGCCAUGAUCGACAUCGGAUUUCUUCAACACCAGUUGGAUCGGUGCUGUUUUCUGUCGCACCGCAUCGCGGCCGACGGCGACGACCCCUUUCUGGUGUGGAGCGCAGACGACGGACAGAACUACGUACUGGACGGUAUUUUGGGUUUACACGUGGACGACUUCAUCGGCGGCGGCGAGAACUUGGAGCGCGAGGCCGACCUGACCGACAAGCAGGCCUACGAGGGCACGUUCCUGGACAGGGUGCAGACUCUCAGCAGGCGCUUUAAGUUCGGCAAGUGGGAGUUUCAGAACGGUACUGUUUUCUGUGGCAUGGAGACCACGCAGUCGCAGUCAAGGAACGAGAUCGAGGUCAAGGCCGAGCAGUACAUCCACAAGGUGAAGCCGAUUAGCAUCGAGAAGGUACGCCGCCAGCACCCGGACGAUUUGUGCACGCCGAAGGAGAUAAGCCAGCUACGAGGACUUAAUGGAGCUAUGCAGUGGCCGGCAUCUCAGCGCAUGGUGCAGGCGGCGGCGACAGUUUCUUUUGCCCAAGGUGACGUGAGCAAAGCUACGGUUGGAAGUUUGCUGGAGGCCAACAAGUCAUUGCGGUUCCUGAAGGCGAGUGGCGACGUGGGUAUCCGUAUUCGUUACGUGUCCAAGUGGGAGCAGUUACGACUUGGAGUGUAUUGGGACGCUUCAUGGGCAACAAGACUUAACGGAGAGUCGCAAGGAGGCUACAUGAUCUUCGCGAUCGAGGACGACAAGAUCGACGACGGCCAGGCCACGUUUUUGGUUAUCAUCGAUUGGACGAGCAAGAAGUUGGUUCGCAUUUGCAGGAGUUCUCUGUCCGGGGAGGCUCAGGCGGCGGCCAACGCGGUGGACGCUCUGGAGUUCGCGAAGACGAUGCUGACCACGAUGCUCUACCCCAACAUGCAGCUGACGGGGCCGGACAUGUUGCAGGUGCUAGGGCGAAGCCCGUGUAUCACAGACUGCAAGGCGCUCUACGACGCAACCAAUUCUCAGGCGCCAGCCGGUGGCCUGACGGAGCGCAGGACGGGCAUCGAGAUCAUGCAAGUGAACGAGAAGAUGAAGGAGUUCGGCGGAGUGUGGAGAUGGACGAAUACACAUCAGCAGAUGGCGGACGGGCUGACUAAGUUGCAGGUGCGGCAGCAGUUCGUGGAGAAGCUGAGGAGAAUGACACACGCGCUGAAGUACGACGCAACGUUCACUGCAGGCAAGAAGGUCAGCCAGCAAGAGCGUAACAAGAACGAGCAGGAGCUGAACGACGCGGCGGCCGACUUCGACGAGGCGAAUGCAGUGGGCCAGACACCAGAUGAAGUGCCAGCGCGAGAGAUGGUCAAAGCGACGAGGGCAGGUACCAGGACAGCACAGAGACUCGCGGCGCUGGUGGCGAUCACGGCGGCUACGACGACAAAAGCAGAGGAGACAUGCCCAAGCCUGGACAUCAACGAGACGCAGUGGAUCUACGUGACCGUGCUCACGAUGUUGCUGGUUGUGAUGGUGCUGGUUUGCGGCUGUUGUUUGUGUGUGACGUGCUACAUCAAACGGGCGAAUGAGCGAUUCUGGAGAACAAAUAACGCGGAGACGAAACGCUGUUUGAAAGAUACGCCAGACUCAUGCGGAGACGACAACGCCGAGUAUAUGCAGAUGAAGAUAAAGAUGAGUGAGCAAGCCGACGAGAUCGAGCGCUUAAAAGAAAAGAACGAAGGGCAACGGACUAAGAUCGAAGAGAGAGCCAAGCAGAUAGUCGACAUGCAGCCAGACAUGGAGAAGCUGAUGACGGAUUUCGAGCAGCGCGGCUAG